UUGAGAUAAAUUCUUGAGGUUUUUCGAUGAAACUUUCAAUUUUAUCGGUUUUGUCAAAUAUAACUACGCCAUACUUUGAUGGUUCUUCUACUUUAGUUCUUCUUGGUCUAAUUAACAAUCCUUUUCUUUAGAUUACCUCCAAUGCUUUGGGCGUUCUAAUAAUAUUUAUUGAAUAAUAUAAUAAGUAAGAAAGAUGCAAAAGUUUAAGCAAGCUCAAGUAGAAAAUAAAAUGUCUAUUAGACGACAUUUAGAAGCGAUUGCUUCUCUUGAUUCGAGUAGUGAAGACGAAGACAUUAUAUGUGAGGAAGAUAUACAAAGGACGUUAGAUGAAGUUUUAUCAGCUUAUAAUGGUGAACGUUUAAACACAGAAAAGAUUAUGUCGUAUUUGAUUAACAUUUUUCAAUCUGGUGGUGCUAUAUGUUUAAUAUGUAUUUCAACAGUAAAAAGAACAGAUCCCAUAUGGAACUGUUAUAAAUGUUAUUCUUUUAUGCAUUUGACGUGUAUUUUACAUUGGAUACGAGAUACUCUAGCCCAUAAACAUGAACAAGGAAUUAAACCAACUUGGACGUGUCCAAAAUGUAGAGCAGAAUAUGAAGAAGAUGAAAUUCCAAAAGUCUACAAAUGUUUCUGCAACAGCGUUGAAAAUCCGUCUAAUCAAACAUGGAUUGUUCCGCAUUCUUGUGGAGAAACUUGUGGGAAAUAUUUGGAACCUAACUGUGGACAUAAAUGUGUAUUGUUAUGUCAUCCUGGACCAUGUCCACCUUGUGCAAAAACGGUGGUAAUUAAUUGUUAUUGUGGAAAGCAGCCUGCCCGUCCAUUGCGAUGUAAUAUAAGUGGUUGGAGUUGUAAUAACAUAUGCAAUAAAAAAUACGAUCGAUGUAACCAUACUUGUAAAGAAAUUUGCCAUGCUGGAGAUUGUCCACCAUGUAUGGAAAUUCUACUAACGGAUUGUCGUUGUAAAAGUAGUAGGCAAAAGAAAAAUUGCAAUGAAGUUACUUGGACUUGUAAUAAGCCUUGUAAUAGGCUAUUGUCUUGCAAAAUACAUACCUGUGAAGGUAUUUGUCAUUCUAUUAACGAUUGUGGAGAUUGUCCAAAGAAAUUUAGAACUUGCCCCUGUGGUAAAAACCGAUAUACAGUUUCAUGUAAGGAACAACAAUUACUCAAAUGUGGAAAUACUUGUGGAAAAUUACUAAAUUGUGGUUUACACUUUUGCAACAUGACAUGUCAUUUUGAAAAAUGCGGUCAGUGCUUGGAGAUGGUCAGAAAAUCGUGUAGAUGUGGGAAUUUUACAAAAGAAAUAGCUUGUGGGAAAGAAUUUCACUGUAAUAAAAAAUGUACUCAAAAAAGACUUUGUGGAAGACAUCUGUGCAAUAAAAAAUGUUGCGAUUGUUUAGUAAAAAAUACCUUUAAUAUAUGUGAAAAAGUAUGCAACAAUCUUCUUAAUUGUCAGAAACAUAAAUGUCUAGCAGCUUGUCAUAGUGGACCUUGCUACCCAUGCUCUCGUUCUGAUAUAAUUCAAUGCAAGUGUGGUAAUAAAAAGAUAAUAGUACCUUGUGGAAGCAAAAGAAAAAUUAAACCACCACAUUGUAAUAAACCAUGUAAAGUACGCUCUAUUUGUAUUCAUCCUGAGAGAGAGAUCCAUAAGUGUCAUCAAGGUCCAUGUCCGCCAUGUAAGAAAAUUUGUGGUUUAAUUCAUAAAAAAUGUGGACAUAAAUGUUUAGCUGUUUGUCAUAGUAAGGUUUGGGUCAAAACGAGCUUAAAUAGUAUACAAGGAGAGCCCAAAGGUCCAUGGGAAAAAGAAAGAUAUAUGAUGGAAUUAAAAACAUUGCCUUGUCCCCCUUGUGAAUUUCCUAUUGAAGUAGAAUGCUUAGGUGGACACGAAACACGUACAUUGCCUUGUUAUAUCGCUAAAGCCGAUUCUUGUGGAAGACCAUGUGGUCAGUUACUAGAAUGUACAAAUCACACUUGCGAAUUAAUGUGCCAUGAUGUAAAAUCAUCAGAAGGAAUGAUUGGUAAUACACAAUGUAUGCCAUGUGAAAGACCAUGCUCGUUUGCACGUCCCAAAGAAUGUUUGCAUAAGUGUUUAAAAUCUUGUCAUCCCGCACCAUGCGACUUAUGUCAACAAUUAGUACGUAUUUCUUGCCAUUGUGGCAUCAGUAUUUUAUAUAGACGUUGCAUAGAUCUAACAUCCGCAACAGUCAAGCAACGCGAAGAGCUGUUAAAGUGUGGAAAUCAAUGCCCAAAAAAUUAUCCAUGUGGUCAUAGGUGCAAUGAUAUUUGUCAUCCUGGAUUAUGUAAAAAGCCAGAUGCAUGUAAUAAGAAAGUAAAACUAUGGUGUAAAUGUAAACGCAUUAAAAAGGAAUAUGUUUGUUCUGUUAUACAAGAAAAGAAAAUUGUAGUUGAAUGUGAUAGUGUUUGUCAGUCACUUAUUAAUGAAAAAGAUAAAGCUAACAAAAUCAAAGAAAUACAACGUAAACGCGAAGAAGAAUUACGUAAUCAGGAAGAAAUCGAAAAAUUCCAAAGAAAAUUUAAACCACGACGAAAAGCAAAGGAUAAAUUGAAAAAAGAAUUAGCGAAUUCAAACGAGGAAAAUAGUAAAACAUUCAUAUUGGUUUUGAUAACAACCAUUUCUAUAGCUAUUAUAAGUAUUAUUGUAAUUUAUGCUAACUUAAGUUAAUUUAAUAUAGAAAACGUUGAAAUUA
Messenger RNA from Polistes dominula (European paper wasp), 2702 nucleotides. Its product is annotated as NF-X1-type zinc finger protein NFXL1. The record is from RefSeq and is a predicted model, not a curated record. Gene Ontology annotation, molecular function: zinc ion binding; RNA polymerase II transcription regulatory region sequence-specific DNA binding; DNA-binding transcription factor activity, RNA polymerase II-specific. Gene Ontology annotation, cellular component: nucleus. Gene Ontology annotation, biological process: regulation of DNA-templated transcription. NCBI's taxonomy places the organism in Eukaryota, Metazoa, Arthropoda, Insecta, Hymenoptera, Vespidae.